GAAACUGUUGGUUCAUAAAAGCAAAUAUUUUGUAAUCUCGAUGAACUAUUAUAAGCCACCUAAUAAGUGUUCAUUGAGAAGUGAAACGUUAAAUUUGGCAUUUAAAUAGAUGUUUUUUUUAAAUAAAAUUAAAAAAAAAAGUUUAAAAUAACCUUUUAUUGCUAAGCCAUCAGUAAAUCGCAUAAAUACUUGAGAAAAAAUGCCAGCCGCCAAGUUGAAAAUGCAGCCUCGCAGAGAGAUGGUUGGAGAAUACGGAACUGUUGAUUCGCGUUACAGUGCCAAUGUCCCCAAAAUGGAGCUGCUGAAGGUUAGUUAUGUGCACCAGUGCAAGAAUGCUAUUAUGCACAGGUUGAACGAACAGCCGCUACCUGCGGGCGGUAAAAAUUCGACUUGUUUUGUCGGAUAUUGCCGCCAAACCGGUCGGAAUCUCUCUCCGAAUAGCUUCAGGUCUCCUCUAGUCUACCUUAAACCUCCAAUAGCUGAUUCUUGUGAGUUUCUCUUGCAACCAACUCAAAAACGCGGCCUAAUACCCAUGCAUAAACAUAAGCAGGCCAAUCUCAGAAAUCUUACUAAAGAUGCAAGUGUCGAUCUGAGUGAGAAUUUAAACACUUUCAGCAUAGAGGGUAGUACUGAUAUAGAGGACAAUAAGAAGUCACAUAGCUGGAAAUAUAAAAAUCAUCUUCUGACUGUGGUAAGCGGCAUAAAAUCACGAGCAGACCGCAUCGCACGCAUAGAAAAAAGAAAAUGUAGCUUCCAUCUCAAACCAUCAUUUCGAAAUCAAAAACAAACGACGGCAUGCGAAAUAACCCGCCCAAAUCAAUCUGUACCAGAAUGGAUGUUUAAGAACCCAGGAAUAUUCCUAGGGGACGGCAGUGUCAGCAGUAAAUGCAGCAUUAAUGACUCCACGGCUCCACCAGAGCAAAAUUUCCGCUUUCAACAAAUGAAACAAUAUAAAAAAGAACAGCUCACUCAACCAGCUGAGCUUUCUCGACCCAAUUAUCGCGAUGAAAGCUACGACUACAAGCUCUGUUCAAUUCCGCAAAGUGAAGAAGGUCAAAGCAAAGCAGUUUGUAAAGAUAAACGCUUUUCUCCGAAGAGCUGCUUUGAUUUCGACGUGACGUUUUCCGAAGAAUAUUGUCAGCAACAACGAUAUCAGCAAUCCAAAACUAUUCAUAAUGAAAAAAGAUUUAGUUUUAAAAAUAUCGAGAAGCAGACAUUGGUCAGGGAAUGUCAAGAGCUAAACGGUUCAAUUCAAACUAAAGCCCAUGGGGACCCUAACGACUUGCAGAACUUUUUGAAAAAGAAUCUUAGUAAGGCUACAACCCAUGAGCUGCUAAAAGCUGCCGCUGAAAACACCAAAAAGUGUAACAUUGAACUAGAACGCAGGUUAAACGAUUUUACAGAAGGAGGUAAGAAGUCCACAUUCAAUGAAAGAAGCAUUCCGUACAAUGACACUUUACUAUCAACUGCGCCGAAAGUAAGCUCUCUGACGGUUGGCAAACCAUAUAAAAAAAAUGACGAACCAAUAUUUACGAACGAAAUAAGUGAAUUAAGAAAACCAUCAAGGCCGUAUUCCAUUAAUACAUUAUCAAGUGACUCUAUGUCAUUGUCUGGCUGCGGUAAAUCUUGUAGGGACAACAGUUCUGUGUGUAGCUCAGAAGAUUAUUGCUUCGAAUGCAUUGAGCAGAAGUAUUCCAAAACUGCUUUCAAUUGCCACAAUGCCGUCGAAGGUGUUUUCUGGAACACUGCAUAUGACGACCUUCCUACAGUUGAAAUUACCGCUAACUGUUGCUGUAGUCUGUCUUACUGUGACAAAGAUGAUUGCUCAUUCCUUGAUGAAAACUUAAGCGUAGAUAUAAAAUCUAUUUCGGUUCUCCAAUCGGAAGCUAGCGGCGUGGACGAACAUCUCACAAGGAACAAAAAAUUACCGUUAAAGGAUGUCGCGUCUCGACGUUUUAAACGGGACCAAGUACUAAAGGAACUCUUGGAGACGGAGCGCAUCUACGUAAAUGAAAUGAGAUCAAUCCUAAAGGGCUACUGCGAUCGCUUGAAAUCUGACGACUUAGCCCCGGAAACUCUGCAAGGAAACGAAGAUAUAUUGUUUGGAAACCUGCAAGAGCUCUAUACUUUUCAUAAUGACGUUUUUCUUAAGGAUCUUGAAAACUGUAUUUCAACCACUGAACUUGUCGCGUUAUGUUUUGUUCAAAGGCGCGACACAUUUUUUCAACUGUACUCACUCUAUUGUCAAAACAUCCCACGUUCAGAGCGGUUUCGCCAAACCCUAGUGGAUACACAUUUGUUUCUCCAAGACUGCCAAAAACGUCUUGGUCAUAAACUACCUCUGGCCGCAUAUUUGCUCAAACCAGUUCAAAGAAUAACAAAAUACCAGCUUCUUUUGAAGGACUUACUGCGCUUUAGCGACAAUGGCAACUGUACCAUGGAACUUGAAAAGGCACUUGACUGUAUGUUAAUCGUUUUGAAGUGUGUCAACGACUCUAUGCAUCAAGUAGCAAUAUCAGGUUUUCCGACUGAAAUAGCUCUACAGGGCAAUCUUUUGUUGCAGAACUCAUUCCAAGUAUGGACAGGGAUCAAAAAAGACAUUUGUCUCCGAACAAAGCCACAGCAGCGCCAUAUUUUUCUCUACCAGAAAUCUAUGCUGUUUUGUAAGCAAACUUCGAAGCCGAGCCACAACAAAAGCACCUAUCAAUUUAAAAACCAUCUUAAGAUGUCACAAAUUGGCUUAACGGAGUCCUUGCGAGGCGAAGCAAAACGUUUUGAAGUUUGGUUUCAAGGACGACAGGAAGUUUAUACCUUGCAGGCAACCACAGUCGACAUCAAGCAAAAAUGGGUUUCUGAAAUCAAGCGCCUCUUACUUAACCAGCUCGAGGAGCUCAAAGGAGAAAAAAUAAAGCAACACAGCUUAAAAAGCGCAGAUUUAAGGCAAAGAACUUCAUGGGACACCCCAAACAUUAUUCUAGGUCCUCCAAACCGCACGACAAGCUCUGAAGAAUCUUUAAGGACUUUCAAUCGGAACAUAAUUGGCAGCAUAGAGAAUAUUGAACGCUUCACGGACAAGGAUCAACGAAAAAUUUGCUGUUGGAGCUCAGACUGUUCAAACAGUGAAGACGAACUGUCGCUUGUUGAUGAACAUAAAUUACCAAAGGACACUAAACAGGGGGCAAGAUUACUCUCGCUUCAGUAAAUGAAAUCGUCAAUGUCAAACAAAGAUGAAGCAGAACAGAACCUAUCGAAUGUGUUUUAUUUUGAAUGCCUUGUAUUUGUUUAAGGGCCAUGGCAUUUGAGUAGUAUCAUCCUUAAGCAUAAUAAAUAGUUAUAUAGCUUACACUAGUAA
Molecule: messenger RNA, 3352 nt
Organism: Drosophila gunungcola (fruit fly)
Lineage: Eukaryota; Metazoa; Arthropoda; Insecta; Diptera; Drosophilidae
Exons: 7
Coding region: 200-3202 (1000 amino acids)
Biological process (GO): intracellular signal transduction
Cellular component (GO): cytoplasm
Molecular function (GO): guanyl-nucleotide exchange factor activity
Source: RefSeq, a predicted model, not a curated record